AUGAAUGCCUUGGAAGAUUUGAGAAAUGAGUCAUACAUAAACUCGUUGAUCUACAAGUACAAGACGAAAAAAUGGCACGAUGCAAGGAUAAAAGGAAACAAGGAGUUUGAAGCGGUUCAAAAAGUCCUCCUUUAUAAUUCAAGGAUGAAACUUUUUCCCGGAAAGUUACGAACACGCUGGUCCAGGCCAUUCAAGAUAAAGCAACUGUAUCCAUAUGGGGAAAUCGAGCUAUUAAACGAAGAUGGGUCAGCCUUUAAGGUAAAUGGGCAUAAAAUCAAACAUUAUGAAGAAGGGAUGACAAGCGAAGAGGGGAUGGGAGAAAGCAUGGACUUGGAGGAGGCUACCACAACGUAG
Messenger RNA from Lactuca sativa (garden lettuce), 354 nucleotides. RefSeq lists its product as uncharacterized. The record is from RefSeq and is a predicted model, not a curated record. Lineage: Eukaryota; Viridiplantae; Streptophyta; Magnoliopsida; Asterales; Asteraceae.